CCGGGCGUGGAAGCACGACAGACGACGUACGGCAACGAUGGGCGUCAGGUGGAUGUGUAGUUGGUGGUGGUGGUGGUGAUGAUUGUGUUCUGUCGGGUAAGCAAAGUGGGCUAAGGAUGGGAGAGAGAUCGAGUCGAGUCGAGUGUUUGACGGGGCAAGGGCGGGCCCUUUUGAUGCAAGCCGGCGCGCGGCCGGAUGAGCUGGCACCGGCGCAGCAUGGGGUCGCCUUGUUGCACGCCGCCAUUGGCCGCCUCGCCUUCAGUCCCCCGCGGAUGCGCUUGAUGCGAAGCAAGCAUUCCUUGCACUGCUGGACGUCUUGUUCCCAUUCAUCCAUCAACCGUAGUUUCUCGCUGCCCAACCUGCCGUCUCUCUCUCUCUCUCUCUCUCUCUCUCUCUCUCUCUCUCUCUCUCUCUCUCACCGGUGCACUGCACUGCGCACUUACACAGCCAUCACCAUUCCCCUCCCCCCAGCACUCUCCAACCACUACGAAAGCUACUCUCUCCCAAACGCCGUCUCACCGAAAUUUGAGCCGCUGCCCAGGCCGAUCGCUAACCCAGUCGGAUCCCGAAGCGGGCAGCCGGUCACGUGCUUUUAAAUUGACAGCAGAAACGCGCCAAGAGGUGCUGUGCUUGCUUUGCUGAUGAUGAUGAGUGGGCUUGCUUUGCUUUGCUUU
Messenger RNA from Aplosporella prunicola CBS 121167, 674 nucleotides. RefSeq lists its product as uncharacterized. Bases 117 to 596 code for a protein of 159 amino acids. NCBI's taxonomy places the organism in Eukaryota, Fungi, Ascomycota, Dothideomycetes, Botryosphaeriales, Aplosporellaceae. The transcript has a single exon. The record is from RefSeq and is a predicted model, not a curated record.